CCGUCAUUUCUGAUCAAGUGUUGCAAGCCAUCGACAGCUCUCCUCUCUCCUUAUUCAAGCGCUUUCUCUCUUUUUUCCCAACACAAAAGUCCCAAGUUGUUGGACACUUUUUUUUGCCUAGCUCACUUUGAUUUGAAUUUCAUUAUAUUUCAAAGAAGAUUUGAUCAUGAAACCCACCGGAAUUUUUACCAACGUGUUUUUAUUCCUGGCCGCAUUGACACUGGCCGCAGCAGCCUCCUUGCCGCUCCGCAGAACAUCCAUCUUCAGGGAUAGCGAGACCCCUCGACGCCAGUACGAGGAAUUGAUAGCCAGUCGACAAAUCCGCAGCAAUUUCGAGUCGUCAACAUCGGAUGAUCAAGUCGAAAAAUCAUCAGCCGCUGGCGAACCUGCCGGAACGUUGAAAUUCCACAUCAAACCGCCUUCACAAUUAACCGUAGCCAUGAACGACCGUUUGGAGUUGAUCUGUGACGUUUCCGGUUCUCCUCCUCCGGCCGUCUACUGGCUCAAGAACGGCAUGCCCAUUCCUGAGUCGCCGUUCGACAGAGACGAAAUUGAAGAAGCGUCAAACAAAAUCUCCGAGAUUGAGUCGCUGCUGCCGACCAGAGGUUUGGCUUCGACCAAAGCCCGUUUGCUCAUCGAUUGCGUUGAUGGCGACGCCGAGGCCAUUUAUACUUGCGUAGCCCAGUCGGUCAACGAGAAGAUCGUGUCCAGCACCUACGUUCACAUUGAAGGUGAAGUUGCUUAUAACGAAACCACCUGCACGUUGAGACACGAGACGGACUCGCUGCCGGCCAUCGUUUUCAUGUGGUCGGGUACCUACAUUGACGUCGAAGGUAGAGAUGCCGUCAUCUUGUGCCGGGCAGCUGGUAAUCCUUCGCCAAAAAUUUCGUGGUACACCGGCGACGAUCGUCUCAUCACCUCCGGACGUCACUAUCAGAUCUUGCCCAGUGGUGAUUUGAAAAUUUUCAACCUCCGCUGGAACGAACACAUGGGUCUUUACAAAUGCCGGGCGGAGAAUGAAUUCGGAUUAGACGAAUCGGUCACUUUCGUUUACCCAGUUGUGCCGGAGAGUUAAAUGGAUUGUUCAGAAAGCACGAAUACGUGAGGCAAAAUUUCAAAGCUUGUUGGUCGGAAAAUUUGACCCGCAAUCAAUUUCCGAUCAAAAUCGUUAUAUACAAGCCCAGCAACACACAGUCGACUAGAGUUCAUCAGUUGCCGUUUUAUAUGUGUUAUACACUACAACCGCGUGUACAAUUAAUUAUACGAGACCCUUAUUUUUCUGUACAUUCCGUUCCACCUCCUUUUCUUCGUCCAUCGUAUACUUAGAAAAGGACUACUCUGUAGUGCUCCGGACCCGCCGUAAAUUAAUUUAUUAUCCGCUUGCCAUCACGAUGACUGACUGAAAAUCUUUUUAACUCAUAAUAUGUUAUUUACCAAAAUUUUAGUUUCCAAAAAUUAAUUUGAUUAUUAUUAACGUCCUUUUUCAAUUGAUGUUCUUCAUACUGUAAGAUCUAUACACACAUAUAUCUAAUAUAACUCGAAUGAAAGCG
Daphnia pulex (common water flea) is the source of this 1550-nucleotide messenger RNA. It is a transcript of the gene ImpL2, whose product is annotated as neural/ectodermal development factor IMP-L2-like. The coding region runs from base 167 to 1075 and encodes 302 amino acids. The transcript has 7 exons. Gene Ontology annotation, cellular component: axon; neuronal cell body; plasma membrane. Gene Ontology annotation, biological process: synapse organization; homophilic cell-cell adhesion. Gene Ontology annotation, molecular function: axon guidance receptor activity. Lineage: Eukaryota; Metazoa; Arthropoda; Branchiopoda; Diplostraca; Daphniidae. The record is from RefSeq and is a predicted model, not a curated record.